GCUCUCCAGCGAUGACGCAUUCUUUCCAGUUCUUGAGUGGAUAAGGAGGGAGAAGAAGUGAAUCCCCGGGAACGCCAAGAAAAGAAAGAGCCGCAGAGAAAAUGGCUUCAAUCCCAUGUACUAGUAUCGCCCACCUCCACCGAUUCACUUCCAAACAUCCCAAUCCUCGGCCCUCUGCUCCAAAGCUUGCUUCUUCCUUUCUGGGUUUGCAAAACCGGGGCAGCUGGGUCCGACCCUGCAGUAUCGGACCCUCCAAUGGCUCCAGAGUGAAGUGCUGGUUUAAGUUCGGCAAGAAUGGCGUUGAUGCUGAAGGAGCUGGGAUCUAUGGGAGCCAGGCCCGUGAUGACUUUGACAGAGACGAUGUCGAGCAGUACUUCAACUACAUGGGAAUGCUUGCUGUUGAAGGUACCUAUGACAAGAUGGAAGCACUGUUGAGCCAAAACAUCCAUCCAGUGGACAUAUUGUUGAUGCUAGCUGCAUCUGAGGGCGAUAAGCCGAAACUGGAAGAGCUAUUAAGAGCAGGAGCAAGUUACAAUGUGAAGGAUGUAGAUGGAAGGACAGCCCUUGAUAGAGCUAGUGAGGAGGUCAAGGAAUUCAUCCUGGGAUUCUCAACCCAAAAGGCCUGAGCUUUUUCUACUGAUUAGUGUAGUUCAUAGCUAUUCCCUCCUUUGUGUUUAAAAUCGAUUUGAUUGUAGUAUUUUCAUGGGAG
Molecule: messenger RNA, 709 nt
Organism: Linum tenue
Lineage: Eukaryota; Viridiplantae; Streptophyta; Magnoliopsida; Malpighiales; Linaceae
Source: the annotation of a GenBank genome assembly